This is a messenger RNA of Tilletiopsis washingtonensis, 801 nucleotides long. RefSeq names its product 6-phosphogluconolactonase. Lineage: Eukaryota; Fungi; Basidiomycota; Exobasidiomycetes; Entylomatales. Gene Ontology annotation, molecular function: 6-phosphogluconolactonase activity. The coding region runs from base 1 to 801 and encodes 266 amino acids. The record is from RefSeq and is a predicted model, not a curated record. The transcript is spliced from 5 exons. Gene Ontology annotation, biological process: pentose-phosphate shunt; carbohydrate metabolic process.
AUGUCCGCCCCCGCGCCGCCCUCCACCGAGCCGUCGCCGCCCGUGCUCUUCUCCUUCCCCGACGCCGAUGCGCUCUCGCGCAACCUGGCCGACUUCGUCGUCAAGGCGCAGAACGAGGCCAUUGCGCGCCGCGACAAGUUCACGCUGGCCACCAGCGGCGGCAGCCUGCCCAAGAUGCUCGCAAAGUACCUCGUCGGCAAGGAGGGCGUGCGGUGGGACAAGUGGCAAGUGUUCUUCGCCGACGAGCGCCUCGUGCCGCUCGACCACGAGGACAGCAACUACCGGCUGUGCCACGAGGAGCUCUUCAGCAAGGUGCCCGAGCUGAAGCGCGAGCAGAUCCACACGAUCGACGUCUCGCUGCUCGACGACGCCGAGGAGCUGUCGGACGAGUACGAGAAGCAGCUGCGCGACGCUUUCGCGGGCAAGUCGAGCGUGCGCCUGCCCGUCUUCGACCUCGUGCUGCUCGGCAUGGGCCCCGACGGCCACACGUGCUCCCUCUUCCCCGGCCACGAGCUGCUCACGGAGCGCACGCGCUGGGUCGCGCCCAUCGAGGACUCGCCCAAGCCGCCGGCGCGGCGCAUCACCCUCACGCUGCCCGUGCUCAACAAGGCGCACCGCGUGGCCUUCUGCCUGGCGGGCGAGGGCAAGCAGGAGAUGCUGGCAAAGGCGCUCGACGAGGCUACCAGCCAACAAGUGCCGGCGAGCCUGGUGCGGCCCACGCCGCCCGGAGACGUGUACUUCAUCUGCGACGAUGCUGCAUCUGCAAGCGUCAAGUACGCAAAGACCGAGUUCAAGCUCUGA